GGGAGCUGGCGGCGGAAUCCAGGUGAAGGGUAACUCGGCCUCUGGCCCGGCCGCGGGGAGGAGGGGAGAAGCUGGGGCGCAGCGGCGGCGGCCGAGGGAGGCGAGCUCGGCUGACCCCCCCGGCAGUCGCGGCCUGGGAGGCGACCCUCACCCCCGCAGGCAUUUGGUCAAGUGGUAAGCAGAGUACACCCAGCUAGAAGAAAAGUAAGGACAGGGUCAUCAUGGCUUCAAUUUCUACCCAUGGAAACCAAGAUAAAGGCCACCACUUGCCACCACCAAGCAAGCAGAGCCUGUUAUUUUGCCCCAAAUCAAAACUCCACAUUCACAGAGGAGAGAUUUCAAAGAUUAUCCGAGAAUGUCAAGAAGAAAGUUUCUGGAAGAGAGCUCUGCCUUUUUCGCUUGUAAGCAUGCUCAUCACCCAAGGACUAGUCCACCAAGGUUAUUUAGCAGCUAAUCCAAGAUUUGGAUCAUUGCCUAAAGUCGCACUUGCUGGUGUCUUGGGAUUUGGCCUUGGAAAGGCAUCAUACAUCAGAGUGUGCCAGAGUAAAUUCCAUUCCUUUGAAGACCAGCUCCGUGGGGCUGGUUUUGGUCCAGGGCAUAACAGGCACUGCCUGCUCACCUGUGAGGAAUGCAAAACCAAGCGUGGGUUAAGUGAGAAAGGAAGUUCACAGCCCUCAGCUUCCUAAACUUUAUAGCUAUGACUUUUGAAGUUUCUUAAGCCUCUGAAUUUGUACACAUUUAAAAUUUCAAAUGUAUCUUAAAAUAACAAAUUAUAGAACAGAAAUAUUAUGAUUCCUACUCUACUAAAAUGCUUUUUGAUGAAGGCUCUCAAUUGAAUCUCAGAGGCUUUUUAUCAGCACGCUACAUGUUUUUCUGCUACUUAAGAACUUGUUGGGAGUUUUCAUACACCAAAAAGAAAUUAUGUUGCACCCUAAUUUACUUGCAGAUGAGUAAAAAAUUUAGAGCCUUCUUUGAUUAGCUCACACCCUUUUUUUCAUUCUGCAUUUUUUCUGUGUUCUAAGUUCUCUAAUGGAAGACAGGAGUGACUAUUGAAGAAACUGGGAAGUCAUAACCCCAUUUCUAAAAUAUAGGGGCCGUGAUUUUUAACUUAAAGUAAUGAAAAAUAUUUCAUUUGAAAGGGUCACAGUAUGAAUCAACUGUCCUUUUGAUGCUCUAGGUGACUUUAUGUCUCAUUGGUAUGGUGGAAUGUGGAAAUGUCCCAUUGUCUGUAGUCACCUGCUUGACUAAAAGGUACAUUCUCAUGGACAGUACUCAAGAACCAGGUUUUUAUACAUACUACUAGUGGCCUGAAAGAAGAAGCACAAUUUCCCAAACCAUCCUCCCUCUUCUUCCUAAGGAAUAGCUUAUUUAUAGGAGGAAUGACUGGAAGAAUUAAUUCAUACAAUCAUAAAUUCCUGGGGUUUUAGGGAGCUCAGAGGCAGCCAUUCCAGCUAGCACUUUCCUAUCCUCCUGCUGGGUGUUUGCAUGGAAAAGAAAAAAAACCACCUAUUGGGAACUUUUUAUUUUUGGCAGGUUGUCUAAGCCUUAUAUAAAAACUUCUUUUGCAACUUCUCAGGAAAGUGCUUUAUAUAUGUGUCACCCUUUAUAUUUAGUGUAUGUUUGUGAGUAUGUGUAUACACAUUUAUGUUUUACUCAAUACAUCUUGAAAUCUGUAUUCUGGAAGUGAGAAGGGGAACCUCAUCCAAAGUUAAUACCCAAUGUGAAAUAGUUUAAACAUUUAAAAAAUUUGGAAGUCUUCAUUUUUAUGUGAACAUUAAGCAUGUGAAAUGCAGUGAUUUUGACUAAGUCUUUUUUAUAGUAUAUAAUCUGUUUUAUCAGUUGAUAAAGUUCUGUUUCUGUAAAUCAUAACUUGGAGCCAAUAUCCUAGCUUUUUGGAUGCAGUUUAACUCUUGGCUCUGACAACCAGCAAUUGGUGACUCUUUGUUAUCUCAGCUAUUGGCAAAAAUUCAGAAUUGGGUACAUUUGUUUUCUGCAUCCCAGAAAAUGAUUUCCCAGGGAUCAGAACAUUUUAAGCACAGCAAGUCAAUGUUAAAAUCUGUCUCGGGGCCCUGGGAAGAGAUGAGUCUACUAUUGUUGAGGGGGAACAUUCUUUACUGCUGACAUCUAAAAAGUUCUUCUGCAUCAAAUUGGGUUUACUGUUUGGGCCCUUUGCUUUUCCUAAAUAAACAACUUACUCAUUAAAGCAGUAAUCUUAGUGUGAAAGGAAAUCGAUAAAGAAAAAACUGAAAGGUCAUCCAAGAAGUCUUGUUUAUUCUGCUGCUUAUCUUUUUUAUCUAUUUAGAAAGCAGAUAUCUGGGAGAGAAUAUCUGUUCCUAGUAGGAAGAUGUGUUAAGGUACAACAUCUGUAUUUUAGUAUUUAGAAAUUACCAACACUCAUCACCAAGCUGGUCAAAAGUUUAUGGUAGCAAUAACUUCAUGAUGAAAAAUGUUGGCAGAAACCAGCAGGAUAAAGUUGCAGAUAAACUUGCAUGAAUUGUCAAGACAAUGUGGUGAAAGUUGGAUGUCUAACCAACUUUACUUGAAAUUUUUCCCUAUUAUGAUAUGUACUGAUAUUCUAGAGUGAAGAAAAAUGGAAAAUAUUCCAUUACUUUGAAUUUGAUUAAUGGAAUUUAAAAUGUAACCUUAAGCUACUUUAUGAAUGUACCUAUAAGAGACAAAUUUGAUAUAUGGAAUCAACAAUACUGUCUAACACAUUUGUAGUUUAUCUGGACAACAUAGUAAAGAAUCAUAACAAAGGAGAAUGGUACUUAUGAGAAUAAGGAAAAUCUUUAUCCCAGAAAAUGACACCAAAAUGAUUUACUUUAAUAUUAUGCAUCCUUUAUGCCCUCCGGUGAUGCCUGGAAGUGGGUUUCUGUCUUGGGUUAUGCAUGAGUAGAUCUUCAGAAAGGAUUCCAUCAAGAUAUUUUUUUAUUGUAAGGGAUUGAUCAAAUGUUCCACCCACUGUUAACUAAGGUGGUCAUUUGUUUGUAAAUGUUGCCUCCGUUUGUGUGAUCCUGGAAUUCAAAAAUUAUUGCUGGAAUUAAACUGUAUUCUGCAUGAAAUGUAAGCUUCACAAUUAAAACAAUAAACAUUUUGUGUCUGUU
This is a messenger RNA of Choloepus didactylus (southern two-toed sloth), 3104 nucleotides long. It is a transcript of the gene OCIAD2, whose product is annotated as OCIA domain containing 2. Bases 222 to 686 code for a protein of 154 amino acids. The record is from RefSeq and is a predicted model, not a curated record. The transcript has 7 exons. Gene Ontology annotation, cellular component: mitochondrial inner membrane. NCBI's taxonomy places the organism in Eukaryota, Metazoa, Chordata, Mammalia, Pilosa, Megalonychidae.